Phyllotreta striolata is the source of this 624-nucleotide messenger RNA. The record is from the annotation of a GenBank genome assembly. Lineage: Eukaryota; Metazoa; Arthropoda; Insecta; Coleoptera; Chrysomelidae.
GCUAUAUCCGCGCGAUUUCCUUUACUCGCGGUCGCACUGAAGCGAUAUUUUUUCGAAUAAAUAUCCAUAAUGCAAGGCUGAUGUUUACAUUUUUAAGAUGUCGCCGGCAGCGAGGAGGUGCAUGUGGAACGUGUGUGCAGCCAUCGUCAUGUUAGAUUCCGUUUACUGUUUACAAUGUUUCGAAUGCACGUUGUCGCAGGAAGGCUGUGAGGACCCGACCAAGUACAAUAUUCCCACUGUGGACUGCAAAAAAUCACUUUUCACAAUUGUACCCGAUAAUGUGCAAGCUCGCAUGAGAGGUACCCAAGGUGAUGACGAUUUCGAAUGCCUUACUACCAUAGAGAAAAAUUCCACUCACCGUUUCUACACGAGGCGGUGCGCCCUGAGGAGGGAACAAAUCCUUUGCGAAUUGCGCUCGAGGAAUAAUUAUGAUUUAGAAUUCGAGAAAUGCUCGUUGUGCGAUAAAGACUACUGCAACUCUUCGAGUGAACGUAGAAUUAAUGUUGUUUUUAUUUAUUUAUUGUCAGUAUUAACCGUCGUAAAAUUCGUUGUAAGAAUAAAUUAUUAAUAUAUGGUGUACCUAUCUUUUUUUGAGUACCAGUAUUUUAAGCGAUAGACUCAAAG